Molecule: messenger RNA, 6130 nt
Organism: Heterocephalus glaber (naked mole-rat)
Lineage: Eukaryota; Metazoa; Chordata; Mammalia; Rodentia; Bathyergidae
Source: RefSeq, a predicted model, not a curated record
GGCGGGGAGGGAGGAGGAGCGACCCGGGUUUGGGGGGCGGCUGCACAGUCUCUGGGAUCCCCAGGCCUGGAGGGGGGGUCUGAGCGCGGCCAGCUGGCUCUGGCCCCCGUCCGGUCCCGAGCGGGCCUCCCUUGGGCCAGCCCGAUGUGACCGGGUCCAGCGGAGCCUGAGUAAGGAGCGGGCCGGUCGCGGAGCCGGAGGGCGGGAGGAACAUGACAUCGCGGAGAUGGUUUCACCCAAACAUCACUGGAGUGGAGGCAGAAAAUCUACUGUUGACCAGAGGAGUUGAUGGCAGUUUUUUGGCGAGGCCCAGUAAAAGUAACCCCGGAGACUUCACACUUUCAGUUAGAAGAAAUGGAGCUGUCACCCACAUCAAGAUUCAGAACACGGGUGACUACUAUGAUCUGUACGGAGGGGAGAAGUUUGCCACUUUGGCUGAGCUGGUCCAGUAUUACAUGGAACAUCAUGGGCAGCUGAAAGAGAAGAAUGGAGAUGUUAUCGAGCUCAAAUAUCCACUGAACUGUGCAGAUCCUACCUCUGAAAGGUGGUUUCAUGGUCACCUCUCUGGGAAAGAAGCAGAGAAAUUACUAACCGAGAAGGGAAAACAUGGUAGCUUUCUUGUCCGAGAGAGCCAGAGCCACCCUGGAGAUUUUGUUCUCUCUGUCCGCACGGGUGAUGACAAAGGGGAGAGCAAUGAUGGCAAAUCUAAAGUGACCCACGUCAUGAUCCGCUGCCAGGAACUGAAAUAUGAUGUUGGUGGAGGAGAACGGUUUGAUUCCUUGACAGAUCUGGUGGAGCAUUACAAGAAGAAUCCGAUGGUAGAAACAUUGGGCACAGUACUCCAACUCAAGCAGCCCCUCAACACAACUCGUAUCAAUGCUGCUGAAAUUGAAAGUCGGGUUCGAGAAUUGAGCAAAUUAGCCGAGACCACAGAUAAAGUCAAACAAGGCUUCUGGGAAGAAUUUGAGACACUACAACAACAGGAGUGCAAACUUCUCUACAGCCGAAAAGAGGGCCAGAGGCAAGAAAAUAAAAACAAAAAUAGAUACAAAAAUAUCCUGCCCUUUGAUCACACCAGGGUGGUCCUCCACGACGGUGACCCCAACGAGCCCGUGUCUGACUACAUCAACGCAAACAUCAUCAUGCCUGAAUUCGAAACCAAGUGCAACAAUUCAAAGCCCAAAAAGAGCUACAUUGCCACACAAGGCUGCCUGCAAAACACGGUGAACGACUUUUGGCGAAUGGUGUUCCAGGAGAAUUCUCGAGUGAUCGUCAUGACGACAAAAGAAGUGGAGCGAGGAAAGAGCAAAUGUGUCAAGUACUGGCCGGAUGAGUACGCUCUCAAAGAGUAUGGGGUCAUGCGCGUCAGGAAUGUCAAAGAGAGUGCCGCACAUGACUACACGCUAAGAGAACUGAAACUCUCGAAGGUUGGACAAGCUCUACUCCAGGGGAAUACGGAGAGAACGGUCUGGCAAUACCACUUUCGGACCUGGCCGGACCACGGCGUGCCCAGUGACCCCGGGGGCGUGUUAGACUUCCUGGAGGAGGUCCACCACAAGCAGGAGAGCAUCAUGGACGCGGGCCCUGUCGUGGUGCACUGCAGUGCUGGAAUUGGCCGGACAGGAACAUUCAUUGUGAUUGAUAUCCUUAUUGACAUCAUCAGAGAGAAAGGUGUCGACUGCGACAUCGAUGUUCCCAAAACCAUUCAAAUGGUACGGUCUCAGAGGUCAGGGAUGGUCCAGACAGAAGCACAGUACCGGUUUAUCUACAUGGCUGUCCAGCAUUAUAUUGAAACACUACAGCGAAGGAUUGAAGAAGAGCAGAAAAGCAAGAGGAAAGGGCACGAAUAUACCAAUAUUAAGUAUUCCCUAGCGGACCAGGCAAGUGGCGAUCAGAGUCCCCUCCCACCGUGUACGCCAACACCACCCUGUGCAGAAAUGAGAGAAGACAAUGCCAGAGUCUAUGAGAACGUGGGCUUGAUGCAGCAGCAGAAGAGCUUCAGAUGAGAAGACUUGCCGAAAUGUCAGUACAGAGAGAGAUGUGGACUUUCACCUUUCCUCCAAAAAAGAUGAAGAACAGAUGUGCAAGAGACCUUAUGAGAAGAAUGAAUUUGGAUUUGGAACAUUGUGGCUGACUACUUUUUGAUAAGCAAAAUUUGAAACCAUUUAAAGACCAUUGUAUUCUAAUUCAGCAUUUCCUCAGAUAAGAAGAAAUCAUCUCUACAAUGUAGAAAAUGUUACAUUUUAUAGAAUUUUGUUUUAAAUUGAAGCAGUUAAACUGUGCUCUGUAUUUUACAGAUUAUGGGGAUUCAAAUUCUAGUUAUGAGAAAUUUCUUUUUUCUUUUAAUAACCUUAGCCAUUUUAAGUUUUUUCUUUUUGUCGGGAUGAUAGAGGCACUUGAAAAAAGAAAUGAUUUAGAAAAAUUAAGUAACAACAUCCUUGAGAAGUGAGAAUGAUUUUAUUUUCCAUCGCUUAUUGUCUUAAUCUGUUUUGUAUUGCCUAACAGAAUAGCAUAGAGUGCAUAAUUUAUAAUGAACAGAUUUAUUUCUGAUAGUUCUAGAGGCUAGAAGGCCCAAGGUCAAGAGGCCAUGUCUCAUGAGGGCCUCUAGCUGCAUUAUAACUUGGCUGAAAGCGUCAUGGAGAGAAGAGAGCUUGAGGGCUCGCUUUAUAGCCACCCCCGAGACAAUGUUGACCCAUUGUUGUGGCUGAAUCCUCCACCUAAUCUCCCCUGACAGCCCCCACUUCUCCGCACUGUGGCAUUGGGGGUUUCGUCUCAAAUGCGUGUACUUUGGGGACACAUUUAACCACAGCACUUAGCAGUAGACAAUUCACUUUGGUGGCUUCCUUUUUUGUUUUUGGCUAAAUGGUCAUGAGGCCAGUGUAUCAUGACUGUCUGCCUUUGUAUUGCCAUUCUGGCAUUAAAAAGUCAUGGGGAAUAAAUCAUGGAGAUGGAUGAAGCAGGAUAACAGGUAUGUUUUCUUAGCAGAUGACCAACUACCCCUCAGCUGUUGAGAGAGAGUUGUGAUGGGAAACGGGUGCCAUGUUUUCUUUGCAUUUGAGUAAUUGUCUUGGGUUUGGAAAACAGGCAUCUUGAUGAGCAGGGUCUUGUUUUUCCAGUGUUGCUGACCCCCUGCCCCCAUUCAUUGGCCCAAGCUGGGCUCAGUGGAGCUGCUCUUCUCUCUUGGCACAUGGUCACUCAUGUGGCUGGUAGGUGGGCUGAGACACUAGGAUGGCUGGAGUCCUCAGGGUCUCUCCUCCAUGUGGUCUCUGCAUCACCUGCCGGGUGAGAGUGAAGCCUUUUACACGGCAGAGGUGGCUAGGCCCUCUUCAGACAUAAGCCUAGGCCUGCUGUAGCCCCCUCCUUUGCCCUCCAUCAAUGACACAAGCCUCAUGAAGAAGGUGUGCGGUGGAGGUGAAGCUCAUGGGGGCCAGGGGUCUGACGGGCACUCACAGCCAGUGCCAUGGAAACAGCUCUAGUGAAUGCAAGCAGAGGCAGCUGCGACUGUGUGAAGCUGAAGCUGCUCGCAGUAACUGGUCGAAGCUGCGUGUCAGAUGAGAAAUAGAUAGAGGGCCUUCCAGAAGCUUCUGAGCCAAUUCUGACAGGCCUGCACAUACUUUGUGAGCUAUCACUUGGGGAAACUGGUCUGGGAAGGAUGAAUGUGUAAGGGGACAGCAUUUGAAAGCAGAGCCACCCCAUCUUUGCAACACCUGCAGCCCUUGGCCAGGGUGAUGCUUUCUCAACACCCUGGUUGUUAGUCAGGCCUUGCCCACAUGCACAGUCAACACAGCGAGGAGCAGUUGGGACCAGGCCUCUUGUCAGAUUGAAUGAGCCCAUUUUUUUGGAAGCAGUAGGAUUUGCUAGUGUUCUACCUUAAGUGCCUUCUCCGAAGAUAUCCCUCUUUGCCUCCUGUUGAAUCAUUCAGUGAGAGUAUUUCAGUGAAAACAUUAUGGGCUGGCUUUUGUAAUGAUAAUAAUGUGCUCUGUGUCCUUACUCAGAUUCUUCUUGCUUUGGCUCCUGACAGAAGGACUCCUUUUCCCCACCUUCCACUCUCUGGAAAGCCUGGGUAGCUGGGGGGUGCAGUGACUGCCAUUGUCAUAGAUAAAAUGUGCAUCGAUUCUUGCAUGGAAGGCAGAAUUGUUUCGGAGCACAAGUGUGGCCUCCAGGUGCCACCUUAUUAGGGGGAGGUAAUGACUCCUGUCUUCUUGUCAAGCCUACAAAGAAAGAGAUUCCAGUUCAGUGUUUGCAGCCAGGAUCGUGCAUCCUGUUCUUUUUACUGCGUUGUCACAUUGAAUCAUUUUUGAUUUUGUGGUAAUGCUUUGACUCUGGACUUCAGGGGCAAAGUCUUUCAGCAGCAUACAGGGUUUGAUUGUACAAACAAAUCUGCCUGGAGCCGGUGAUCGGUGAUUUUUGUACUCAGAAUGGAAAUACCUGAUCUUGGCAAGCUUUGUUGCAGCACAUUGAUUUCACUUUGGUUUCCCUCCACAGGGUCAGCAAACCAUCCUGUUGUUAUAUAAACUGAUGCCAGGACCAGAUUCACAGUAGUGUCCAGGUCGCUGGGUCUGUCUUGUGGUAAAGGUGGUGGUGGGUUUUCAGGUGUGGUCGCUCUACAUGUGGGAGAAUCAGACAGUGGGGCUGGGAAGAUGGGGAUAGCUCAAGAUGUGGGGUCGAAUCAAGAACGAAAAUGAAAGUUCCAAAGAGAUGGUUCAUGAGGAUGUCAAAGGGCCCAGGGCCUGAGUAGUCAGUAGGAGGUGAAUCAGGUUACCUGGAAAACAGGUGUACUUGGUGCCCAUGUGGAAUCUACUCUGGGUUGUUGGUGGAUAUUAAAUAUGGAUAAUAUCCCAUAGCUGGCUGACUAUUUUAUAAUUAAAAGCCUAGGAUUUUUAUAUCUGGGGUGAAGAAAUUAUCUGGCAUGUGGCAUUGAGGUGUUUUUUUAAAGCCAGAUUUCAAGAGUCUUACUAGCUUUUUUGUUGUUGUUUUUAAAAGGCCCCUCAUAUCCAGUUUGUGGGCCUCAUUGAAAUUAAUGACUUUUCCAACAUGGCGAAAUGGGGUGGGAAACUGUGUAGGACUUCUCUUGAUAUCCUUGCAUUCUUUACAGAGCCUAGCUGCUUUAUAACAGCCAAGCAAAUGGUCGAGAUUAUUUUUAGGGGUUAUUUUACUGGGGAUUUUAAGAGCUAAUACAUCUGGGGUUGUUCUAGGUCAGGGGAAUAUGGAAAGGGAUGCAGCUGUGAAGUGUUUUGUUGUAGAUUAAUCAUCGUCCAGAGAUGCUUAGACUGUAGAAAUAAAUGCAAGCCCACUGCAGGUCCUGUCUUCUGUAUGUUGGCAGGGGAAUAAAGUUUGAGAUAGCAAGCACAUGAGCCACCCUGAUUUGAAGAGGUCUUUCUUAGGAUCUGUUAGCCCUUAAUUUUGUUGAAAUCUUUUUCCUUCUUCCUCUUGAAAAAUAAGUUCCCAAACAUAGUUAUUGUAUCUUCCAUCACUAAAAAGUUUAUUCCUUUGUUCACUAUGGGCAGUUCACACAAGGCAAAAAUAUCAAACUGUUGGUUUUAGUGUGUUGUAUAACUUUACUGUAUAUCAAACUAAUUUUUACAAGUUUUCAUCCUAAACCUCAAAUCAUGUAAUUAAUAAUUUGCCUGUUUAUUUAUGACCUAAUUGUAAUUCUUUCAUUAAUAAAAGCUAAUGGAAAAGGACCCUUUAUUAAGCUGAUGACUACACCUACAUUUAAUUUUCCUGCAGUGUAUGAAGUAUUGUACCAGAGUAUUAAAAGAUAUGUAAUAUUUUAUUGAUAAAUCUAUCCUUUAAAAGGAAUACGUUUUAGGAUGUCAUCAUUUUGAUGUGAAUCAUGUAAAUGUUGAUAAUAUGCUGUUUAUUAUACAUGUAGUGUUUCAAGAGAUUCACUUAAUUGCCUUUUGCCCACAUAUAUUAUGUAGUCUAUUUGCAGUUGUUUUUUAGAAAAUGACAUUAAAAGGAUAGUUCAUGUAGAGAAACAUUAGGGGAUGUUAAUUGUUUUGCCACCUGUAUUUAUGGGUGUUAGUUCAACUGCUUUGCUAGUUGCAAAGCCAUAUUAUCAGAGUAAAAGUGUAUUUGUAAACUGUAUGGAACUAAAAAUUAGGAAUAAAACCAUUUUCUUACAUUA